AUGGAAGUGAUGGAAUUCGCUGGAAAAGAUCCACUAAGAGCUCCAAUAUCUCUUGCUCUAGAAAUAGAGCUGACAAAGCUCACCAAUGGGAGAAGAGCUUGCCCCAUGGCACAAUCACCACUUGGGAUGAAUGCAAGAAGGCCUUUCUUGCUAAAGUUUUUCUCCACCGGUCGCACAGCCAAGCUUAGAGGAGAGAUAUCCAGCUUCAUCCAGCGAAACAAUGAGACAUUCGCAGAGGCUUGGGAGAGGUAUAGGGAGAUGCUAGACACAGCUAGCAAUGGGAACUUCCUCAACCAGGAUGUAGAUGAUGGCUGGCAACUUGUGGAGAACAUAGCUAACUCAAAUGGAAGCUAUGGAGAAGAGUAUGAUCGCACCAACCGGAGCUCGACCCACCACUCGAUCGAGUCAGACGAAAAGUUGAGAAAAGAUGUUAAGGCAUUGAAUGAGAAGUUGGAUAAGCUGAUCCUAGCUCAGUCCACAAUGAAGAAAGUCAACUUUGUGUCUGCUGAGGAGAUGGAACCAGUCCAAGAAGGGGAGGAUACACAAUUUGCUGAGGUGUGCUACAUGAGCAAUGGGCAAGGAGGUUACAACAAAGGAUACUAUAACUACAAGUCCAACCCUGCCAUGUCAUACCGCAACACUGAUGUUGCUAACCCUCAGGACCAAGUCUAUCCUCAACAACAAGCAGCUCGAUCGAGUCAAGCCACAACAUGGGUAUGGUCAAAAGAACAAUUACCAAGGACCACAAGGCACUUUCCCUGGACAACAAAUGAAUAUCCCACCAGGCUUCCCCCACCAACCGCCCCAGCCUGCACCUUCACAAGAGAAUGA
Messenger RNA from Microthlaspi erraticum, 831 nucleotides. The record is from the annotation of a GenBank genome assembly. Lineage: Eukaryota; Viridiplantae; Streptophyta; Magnoliopsida; Brassicales; Brassicaceae.